This is a messenger RNA of Rhopilema esculentum, 4937 nucleotides long. Lineage: Eukaryota; Metazoa; Cnidaria; Scyphozoa; Rhizostomeae; Rhizostomatidae. The record is from RefSeq and is a predicted model, not a curated record.
GUAAAGUAAGUUUAUUAAGUUUCUAAAUAUCUACAACGGCUCAUUUUGUUUCUAGUCUCCUAACAUUUUCCAGUGUCGUUUUUUUCUUCAAAUUUCUAACUCCACAAAUUAGGUACUUCCAUUUUUAUUUUUUAGGAUAGCAUCCAAACGAUCCAACCUAAGAAUAGCUAAAUUCAAAACUUUUUAAUAAUUUCCCGUGAAUGACUCCUUUUGUUCCAUCCUCAAAAAUUGAUUCUAGCUAAAAAUGGCGAAUAUAGCCUUAAAAGUUUGGGGAAGGGGCUAGUAGGGGGUCAGCUUUAAGUCAGAGGGCCCAAAGCUAUCUUUUCCUUUGUGUGUGGUUUAGUAGAAUGUAAAGUUGCCUAUAAGUUCAUUAUAUGAAUGUAUGUUUUUAGAUAUUUGUAUCGGAUAAUCGGAGCCUUCUAACAAAGAUAUUACUUUCUUUGGAGUAUAUCAAUGGAGCUUGGUGUGGGGCCUACCCAGGGGCAUCGCGACCGAGGGGUGUAGGGGUGUCACACCCCCCCAAUAGUAUCUCAAUAGGAAAUUUCAGGUAAAACCCGCUUGGUGGAAGAAGCGGUUUAGGUAUUUUAGAGACCUUCAUGUCACAAAAUCAAUAGCGGAUCAAGCAAAGGUAGUUGCUCCGUUGGUUAAAUAUGAUAUUCCUUGGUAUGAAUUAAGGUAAACAAACUAAUGAUUUGAAGAUUUGAAGAUUUCUUGUUGGCCCUAGAUCGAAAAAUCCAGGCCCUCUUUAGGUAAAAUUGUGUCGUAGAAGCGUCAACUGCAAUUCACUAUGAGCUCCAAAUUUUUUUAACAUUCAAAAGGCAUGCUAAGAAGGAAGGAGGGAUCUAAAUUGACAACCAUGUUGCUUGUUACCUAGCUUCAGAAGUAACUGACAACAUGGUAUUUCUCAAGACCACGGCGAAAUUGUACCAGUUGUGUUAAUCUGCUGUUCAAUUUGUUUGUAAAAAAAUUAUUUUCAAUAAGAUUAGGAGGAUUGCUUAAGUGAAAUGUGCUUGAAAGAGUGCAUUUGCCAGAAAAAUAGAAGCAUCAAAAUUUUGAAAAUUUCCUGCUCCUUCGGCGGCAACCAUGGUGCCGCCUCGGGUAGUAACUAUAUCCUUUGUCUGUUCUGAUAUAGAGAUUUGGCAAAACUACUAGGAAAAUUCCGUUAUUAUCAAAUUAAAAAGAAAGUUGCGAAUUAUAUACAGAGCUAGAUUGGCAAAAUGCAUUGCAGAGGUUUGUGCACAGCCAAUAAAGAAUUCAGGCAAAAAUUUUUAAAUCAGUUGAAUUGACGCCCCUGGACCUACCCAGUGUACCCCAUACCAGGUGUAGUAUCUUGAGAUACUGUUUAGCAAAAAAGAGAAUCAAAUUUAGUUUAAACUUGCAGUAAAGUCUUAAUGUAGUUUGAUGCGAUGGUUAUCUUGCCUAGAGUCAAACUCAUCAACAAACAUUUCUAGGUGGACUGAAAUGAAGCAGGUCAUUUUUGAAAACCUUUUUUCAAAAGAAGCAUCACCUGCUUGCCAGACAACAUUUACUGUUUCAGCAAUAACCUCUUUAACCUAUGUCCAUAGCAGUGUACUAUUUUUUGUGAGAACCAAUAAAUUUAAGUUCAGGCUGACUAUUUUUUGGAAAACCAGAGGCUGGAUUGUCGUUAAUUUGUGCUCAAAUUAAUAGGGUGUAAGCAGUGUAAUUUUUAGCUUUUUCACUCAAGAGAAGUGUUCAGGCCUCAUUGGCCAACAAAGUGAGUGGGACAACCUUCAUUUACUGAAAAGUUUGAUUAUUCACCAAAAAGCAAUGUUUCAUAUUACAUUAAUAUUACGAUAUUUCAAGGUUGGCCACGCGAAUAACAAGGAUGAGUUAUGAAUCUGUUCUUUACCCGGUAGAUUCGGCAUUUUUUAUGGUUACUCUCCAUGCUCAGUAAUGGAAAAAAGUGAAAAAUCAAUGAUAGUCGAUGGUAUUUCUGAUUCUUUUCAUUUCGAUUUGAUCCUCUACGCACCUCGACAAGUUAAACUUUUAACGAUUCAUUGGCAGACUCAAACAAGUGAGAACCAAAAAUGAAAUCAUAUGGACAGCAAAGGUUAUUGGCUGUUCCCUUGGAGCUUUCAGAAUGUACUCUUUCUUUUUCUCUAUGAAUGUUUGUCUUUAUACUGUCAGGAGCAUUUUUUUUUCUUUCUUUUCUGAUCCAAAGCGACACACUUUUCUUUUUCUCGCCCCUGCUAGUUUCAGGGAGAGCAGAGGCUUAAGGCUAGUCCUUCAUAGCAUUCAGAGUGUACUCUAUCUUUCAAUGUAUGAAUGUUUAUCUUUAUAUGUCAAGGAGCUUUCUAAUUACCUCAAUUUUUCUGGUACAAAGCGAAACUCUUUUGCACGUUUCGCCCCUGCUAGUUUCGUCGACUUUCUUUAAAAUUAUAUGGAGAGCAGAGGCUUAAGGAUAGCCCUUCAAAGCAUUCAGAAUGUACUCUAUCUUUUAAUGUAUGACUGUUUUUGGUGGUUUCAGUUCAUUUCAGAUGAUUUCAGGUGCCAAGAAAUUUGCGCAUGCUCAUAGCGGAAUUUCAAACGUCUUUUUUGCGUUUCUGUGAGGACGGUUAUAUUUUUGAAAACGCUCAUGUUGUUGAUGCAUAUUCAUUUGAAUUUUCAAACGGAUAACAAUAAUUCCGUUCUUAAAAAUAUCCGAAACCGUGUGGCAGUGGGUCUAACGGCAAGUGAUGGGUAAUUCCUUACGUAGGGUCGAUAAAUUGAAAGUAAGAAUGUUACCGACAAUAAUUGCACCGAAAUGUCCAGUGCUCGUGGAUCAAAGGAUUCAGAUUAAAGUGAAAAAUUUGAUCCCAUUUCAAAGUGUAACCUUGCGAGUUGAGCUCAGUUCUGACAAAUCGGAGCUUUUUGAAUCAUAUGGACACUACAUCGCAGACAGAGAUGGCGAGCUGAAUUUGUCACGAGAUUCUUCUUUUGGAGGUACCUACAAAGGCAUUGACAACAUGGGUUUAUUUUGGAGCAUGUUAGCAGUACCAGGCCAACGAAAAGGGGCCAGGUUUAUUGCAGGAGAUGUCACUAAACCGAUGGAAUUUAGGGUUUUCUUGUUUGACAGGCACGUUAUGUCUCAAGGGAAUGCAGGUAGCCCGAAGCAAGCGGUGGAAAAGCUUCCUGAGCCUCUAGCAAAAACGAAAAUUUUACGAACAUAUCUGGCUGAUCAUGUGGAACGCAAGGAGAUAAGUGUUGGCCGCAUAAGGGGGACAUUGUUUGCUCCUAAAGGACGCAGAAAAUUACCAGGUGUCAUUGACAUGUUUGGUGGUCAUGGAGGUCUGAUUGAGUCUAGGGCAGCCAUUUUGGCAUCUCAUGGAUUUGUCACGUUUGCAUUGGCCUAUUUUGGAUACAAAGAUCUGCCUAAAACCCUGAACAACAUUGAUUUGGAGUAUUUCAUCGAGGCUGUUAAAUGGUUUGCAAGUCAUGAAAGGGUUUAUUCAUCUGGCAUUGGAUAUAUAGGUUUUUCAGCUGGCGGUCAGAUUGCUUUGAAUGUUGGUGCAGAAUGUUCUCUGGUGAGGGCCGUUGUUGGUAUUUCUACGGCUGACAUUUUGAUAAUUCCACUUAAAUACAAGGGUGAAGUAAGAGGCUUAAAUGGAGGAUUCAAACCGGAACAUGCCCAUAUAAAUGAAAAGAAUGAAGUUGUUUCUAUAGACGUUGACAAACUGGACCCUGUUGAAUUUCGAAACUGCAAGAAUCCAAUUGAAAAAGUCGAAGGGAAGAUCAUGCUGGUCAUAGGAGAUGAUGACAUGUGUCCUAAUUUGUCUGAUGGUGCAAGGAGAAUGCAGAGGAGGCUAAAUGAACAUGGCAGAGAGUCUGCAACUAUUCUUCGUUAUCCAGGCACCGGGCACUUAAUCGAAGUUCCUUUUAUGCCAAUGUGUCGCAUUUCCUACUACCCAUAUGAUAAAGUUUAUAUGUUAUGGGGAGGGAAUGUAAUCGAGCAUUUUGCGGCACAGGAGCAUGCAUGGAAAGCUAUAAAAAGAUUUCUCUUGGAAAAUGUAUGAGAUUCAUCUUCUGAAUUACAAACGUAUCAAUAAAACAGGAAUUUUACAACUUGGGAAAGAAAAAUUUAAUUACCUACAGUUACUAGCUUCAAGAAAGAAAUCUUAAAGAAAACAAAUGAUCGCAUCAAUCAUAUUCAUUUUCAUAUAAAGACCAAGGUUUUCCAGAUGAAGACUAGUGUUUUUCAGAUAAAGCUAGGGCUUUUCAAAUAAAGGCUAGGUAUUUUCAGAUUAAGACCAUGUAUUGUUCAUUGUUAAUAUAAGCGCUAUCCACAAGUUACUCAAAAUUUCAUGAAAAGUUGCCUGUAGAAUAUAAAGAAGUUGCUUAAAAGUUGCCUGUUUUUUGAAUAAACUCUUGCUUAUUCUCGAUUACUUUAAAGCUAUUUAUAGAAUUGAUUUUCAAAAAAAGCAAACAAAUUGAUUAAAGUAUAAUAUUAUUGAGACAUAAUAUUUAAAUAUGUUAGAAUGCAUCAACAUCAGACUCGUACAAAAUUUAUUCAUUCAAAAACAAACUGUGUCAUAUGCAUACAACUGCUUAACAUUACAGAUGCCUCCACUGCUUCCUCCAAAACAGCUUGCUGUUCAUUUAAAAUGCGCUUUUCAUGCCCCUGAAAAGCUUUCUCAGCUGGUGUAGAAUUUGAUCGUACAACCCAUACCUUCUUUCCUGCGCUUUUCCAUCUAUCAAGAGUGCUUGCAUUGCAUCACUCUCCCACCAUCUCAACUUUUCAUCCUCAGCUUGAGUUCAUGUACCCUGGGCCGUAGCUACAAUCUUGACAAAAAAUAGCUGAGACUUGUUAUCGAAAAGUGAAGUCAAAUGUCUUAUCUUUAUAUAACAUGCCACACCCCCUUCCCUCCGACGUCAAUACGGACAAUAACUGGGGAUGAACGCGGGCUAAACUACUCUGACUAAUAACAACAUUGAUGCGG